Molecule: messenger RNA, 1633 nt
Organism: Trifolium pratense (red clover)
Lineage: Eukaryota; Viridiplantae; Streptophyta; Magnoliopsida; Fabales; Fabaceae
Product: F-box/kelch-repeat protein At3g23880-like
Exons: 1
Coding region: 77-1324 (415 amino acids)
Molecular function (GO): protein binding
Source: RefSeq, a predicted model, not a curated record
AAUAAAUCGGAUAAAUUAUCUUAAAUCUAUCAAAUGAGGACACUUCUUCAUUUGGAAUCCCUGUAAGAGAUACUCGAUGCAGUGUCAAGAAACAACCGCCGUCGCAGAGGAGGAGGAGAAAGGCGGCGCACUCAUGGAGAAGAAGCUGAAGAAGAAGACGCUCCUGUUUCUUCCUCACGAAUUGAUCAUCCAAAUCCUCAUGAGGUUACCAGUGAAAUCUCUUUUGCGUUUCAAAUGCGUUUGUAAGUUAUGGUUUUCUCUUAUCUCCAAUCCCCAUUUUGCAAAUUCACAUUUUCAACUUUCCUCCGCAACACCCACUCGUAGAAUUCUGCUCAUGUCAAGUUUACUUCCUCGUGAAUCUAGAUCUAUAGAUCUUGAAGCAGCAUCAUCGCUUGACGAUUAUACUGCUUCUGUUUCACUCAACCCUAAUUUUAUGCCAUUUCAAUCUUAUUCUCAUAUUGAAGUUAAAUGUUCAUGUAGAGGUUUUAUACUUUUGCACUGUUACAGUCAAAUGAUGCUCAAUAUCUACCUAUGGAAUCCAUCCACUGGAUUUCACAAAAAAAUACCUUUGUCUCCUUUUGUACAACAUUACCAUGAUUUCUAUGGUUUUGGGUAUGAUCAGUCAAAAGAUGAUUACUUACUGGUUUCAUUGUCCUAUCAUCACUUGGAGAUUUUCUCAUUGAGAGCUAAUGCGUGGGAGGAAAUUGUUGCUACUGCCCGUUUGCCUUUUGGUAGGGAUGACUCUUCCGCUGCUGCUCGUCCCGUAGUAGAGUUGCUCUUCAAUGGGUCUAUUCACUGGAUGGCUCGUUGUCGUGAUAUAUAUGUCAUUCACACUGUUAUUGUUGCCUUUCAUUUAACGGAAAGGAAACUUCUAGAGAUUCCUCUCCCAGUUGAUAUUAACUAUAAUUCAAGUCAAUGUGAUUUAUGGGUAUUUAAAGGAUUUCUCAGUCUAUGGGUUUCAGGGUACAAUACAACAGUUGAUAUAUGGGUGAUGAAAGAAUACCAAGUUCAUUCAUCUUGGAGUAAGACUCUUGUUCUUACUAAUGAUUUCUUCCACUACAUUUCCCCUAUAUGUUGUACCAAAAGAGGUGAUAUUAUUGGAAAAGGUGGCGGUACAGGUACUGAACGUGAAUUUCAUUUGAGUCUGUAUACAGCUCCUCUAGAGCAUAACCCCUACAGCCACACUGCACGUGGAUUAGUAAAAUAUAAUGACAAAGGAGAGCUUCUAGACCAUAACCCCUACGACCACACUGCACGUGGAUUUCAUUUGACUAUGUAUACAGAGUCUCUGCUUUCACUCCCCAGUGACAUUGAGCAAGCUUAAGAAGAUGAGACAAUCAAGAAGAAUGAGGUAGUUUAAUAUUCUCCUUCACCAUUUUCUAGGUAUUUAUAAUCAUGUUGUAUUGUCAUAUUAUUAACUACUGGAUUGCUGCAUUGGUAACAAGAGUCAGUGUGUAUGCCACAUUUGCUGAUCAAAUAUGUCAUGAAACAUUAUUGGUUAAGUAUUUGUAAUAUGUUUAUAGGAAAUAUUGACAGCUUUACUUGUGUGAUUCACUAUUAUUUAUGCAUGUGUAACUGGAUUGUGUUGUAAUGUAUGUUUAGGUCACUGCUUGAAAUUGUUUUAUAUGGUAAA